Molecule: messenger RNA, 2127 nt
Organism: Colletotrichum higginsianum IMI 349063
Lineage: Eukaryota; Fungi; Ascomycota; Sordariomycetes; Glomerellales; Glomerellaceae
Product: Tetratricopeptide
Exons: 3
Coding region: 1-2127 (708 amino acids)
Molecular function (GO): protein binding
Source: RefSeq, a predicted model, not a curated record
AUGAAGCUCUUCGCAAAGAAAUCGUCCAAGAAGCAAGGUCCGGACGAUAACGACCAACACCAAGAUUCGAGCUACUUCCCCCCCUCUGAGGCCUCUUCUCCUACGAAGUCGCCAACCAAGCCCCGAUCCCCCACCAAAUCGCCGACCAAGUCCCCCACCAAAAAAUCCUCCCAGCCUGCAUCCCCAGGCCCUCGGGAGACAAAGUCGUCGCGCACAUCCCGCACCUUUGGCCGCCACCCUACCGAUCCUGGCUCACGCAGGAGCAGCAAAAUCGACCUUGACUCCCACCCUCUCAACCUCCCUCCUGAAGAGCGUGCAAAGAGACUGUCCGCCUUGUCAGCCAUGAGUGGAAACGCCAUGGACAUCGACCGUGAGUCGAGCGCGGCCCCGUCAUCGCCUGCGACGGCCCCUGUUGCUGCUGCUGCUCCCACUGCGGCCCCCCAGCAAACCUCCGCCCAGCCCUCUUCCUCUUCCUCUACUCCCAAGCCCAAUGGCAUCAACACCAAUUUCAACGGUGACGGAGAUGCUCCUGCCCCUCCCCCUCACAAGUCCAACCCCUCCAGUCCAGUCCCCACCGCUGAGGAUGAGGCCGAGGCCUAUAAGGCUGCGGGCAACAAGUUUUUCAAGGAGAAGGACUACAAGAAUGCCAUUCUUCAGUACUCCAAGGCUAUUGAGUUGGUUCCCGACUCGGCCACCUACCUGAGCAACCGCGCUGCCGCCUACAUGUCCAAUACCCAGUACGAGUAUGCCCUCGAUGACUGCACCCGCGCUGCCGACCUGGACCCCGAGAACCCCAAGAUCCUUCUCCGACUUGCCCGCAUCUACACCAGCUUGGGUCAGCCCCAGGAGGCCCUGCUCGUCUUCGGUCGCAUCAACCCUCCCCCUUCGGCCAAGGACCAGGCUUCGGCCAAGGAAAUGCUGAAGCACGUCACCGCGGCCCAGAGCGCUCUCCGAGACGGAACUGCCGGCUCCAUGGUCCUCCAUGCCCUUGACCAGGCUGAGCGUCACCUGGGUUUCGGUGCCUCUAGACCUCGCAAGUGGCAACUCAUGCGGGGCGAGGCGUACCUUAAGAUGGGUAGCGUCAACGCCCUCGGCGAGGCCCAGAACCUCGCAAUGGCUCUGCUCAGGAGCAACAGCCAGGAUCCCGAGGCUCUGGUGCUCCGUGGCCGCGCCCUGUACGCCCAGGGCGAGAAUGACAAAGCUGUCAGCCACUUCCGCAAGGCCAUCAGCUGCGACCCCGACAUGAGGGAUGCAGUCAAGUGUCUCAGGAUCGUCCAGAAGCUGGACCGCAUGAAGGAGGAGGGCAAUUCGGACUACAAAAUGGGCCGCUGGCAGUCCGCCAUCGAGAAGUACAGCGCCGCGCUCGAGGUUGACCAAACCAACCGCGGCACCAACUCGAAGAUUCUGCAAAACAGAGCGCUGUGCAAAAUCAAACUGAAGGAUUACGACGGAGCCAUUGCUGAUUGCGAGCGCGCCAUCAGCUUGGACUCGACGUACCUCAAGGCCCGCAAGACCAAGGCCAACGCUUACGGCCAGGCAGGCAAGUGGGAAGAUGCCGUGCGGGAGUGGAAGUCGAUCCAAGAGCUCGACCCUGAGGACCGUACCAUCGCAAAGGAGGUGCGCAAGGCCGAGCUCGAGCUGAAGAAGAGCCAGCGCAAGGACUACUACAAGAUCCUCGGCGUUGAGAAGGACGCCGACGACAACCAGAUCAAGAAGGCCUACCGCAAGCUUGCCAUCAUCCACCACCCGGACAAGAACCCCAAUGACGAGCAGGCUGCCGAGCGCUUCAAGGAUAUCGGAGAAGCUUAUGAGACUCUGAGCGACUCUCAGAAGCGUGCUCGUUAUGACAGUGGCGAAGACCUCGUCGACCCGUCUGACAUGUUCAGCGGCGGCGGCGGUAUGGGUGGUAUGGGCGGCAUGGGUGGCAUGCAUGGCGGCAUCGACCCCGAGAUCCUCUUCAACAUGAUGGGUGGUGGCGGUGGAUUCGGCGGCGGCGGCGGCGGCGGCUUCAACGGGGGCGGUUUCCCCGGUGGAGGCGGCGCACAAUUCAACUUCGCUGACGGAGGUGGCCGUCCCCGCGGGGGUGGUGCCGGCUUCGGCGGCCGCGGCUUCAACUUCUCGACCUGA